Molecule: messenger RNA, 1421 nt
Organism: Colius striatus (speckled mousebird)
Lineage: Eukaryota; Metazoa; Chordata; Aves; Coliiformes; Coliidae
Gene: AMACR
Product: alpha-methylacyl-CoA racemase
Exons: 5
Coding region: 1-1152 (383 amino acids)
Biological process (GO): bile acid metabolic process
Cellular component (GO): mitochondrion
Molecular function (GO): alpha-methylacyl-CoA racemase activity
Source: RefSeq, a predicted model, not a curated record
AUGGCGCUGAGAGGGGUGCGGGUGCUGGAGCUGGCCGGCCUGGCGCCGGCGCCGCUCUGCGGCAUGAUCCUCGCCGACUUUGGGGCGCAGGUCGUGCGAGUGGACCGGCUGCCCCGCUCCGUCGUGGCCACUGACGUUCAGGGCCGCGGCAAACGGUCUUUGGUGCUCGACCUCAAGCAACCUGCGGGCGCGACGGCUUUGAGGCGGUUGUGCCUCGGCACGGACGUGCUCAUCGACCCGUUCCGCCACGGUGUCAUGGAAAAACUUGGACUUGGACCCAAGGUCCUUCUACAGGAGAAUCCCAGUCUUAUCUAUGCUAGACUUACUGGAUUUGGCCAGUCAGGAAAAUACGCCAAGUCUGCAGGUCAUGACAUCAAUUAUUUGGCUUUAUCGGGUGUGCUGUCAAAGCUGGGUAGAAAGGAUGAAAAUCCUUAUGCACCUGUCAAUCUUCUGGCUGAUUUCGCUGGUGGAGGUGUCCUGUGUGCCUUGGGCAUUGUUACAGCCCUGUAUGAACGCACCAAGUCUGGCAAAGGGCAGGUCAUUGAUGCAAGUAUGGUAGAAGGAGUAGCAUACCUGAGUUCUUUCCUGUGGAAAUCACAGAAUUUGGGACUUUGGAACAGGCCUCGGGGUGAAAACUUGCUGGACAGUGGUGCACCUUUUUAUGAAACCUACAAGACCUCUGAUGGGAAGUUCAUGGCUGUUGGUGCCAUUGAGCCUCAAUUCUAUGAGCAGUUAAUAAAGGGUCUUGGUCUGCGUUCAGAUAAACUUCCCAGUCAGUUGAGUUUCUCUGACUGGCCUGAAAUGAAGAAGAAAUUUGCAUCCAUAUUUUCACAGAAGACACAAGCUGAGUGGUGCAGCAUAUUCGAUGGUACUGAUGCCUGUGUGACCCCUGUUUUAUCCUUUGAUGAUGUUGCCUCACAUCAGCAUAACAAAGAAAGAAGUUCUUUCAUAAAAAAUGACCAGGAAGAGAUAAGCCCUAGACCUGCUCCUCUUCUAUCAAGGACCCCUGCUCUUCCAUCAUUUAAAAGAGAUCCUUUUAUAGGAGAACACACAGAAGAAAUACUUCGAGAAUAUGGAUUUACCAAGCAAGAGAUCACUAAGCUUUAUUCUGAUAAAGUAAUAGAAUUCUGUAAACCAAAAGCUAAUUUGUAAUCUCUGACUAUGCAGAUCAUACAAAUUUUAGGCUGAUGCAGUACAUUUUUUGCAUUCAUGGUACAGCUUUAAAAGAUACAUUUAAAAAAUUAUUAAAGUCUUAAAUUUGAUUGAAAAUGGAGAGCUCUGUACUUGGGUACCUGAGUGGUCUGCAAUCUGGAAUGAUACCAAAAUCGUUUUCUGAAGAUCUGUAUCCUCUGAAAUGUUUCUUUAAUUCUUUAAAUUGUAAUAUAUGUUGUAAUUACAUGAAGACAAUACUUUUCAUAAAA